Molecule: messenger RNA, 576 nt
Organism: Suhomyces tanzawaensis NRRL Y-17324
Lineage: Eukaryota; Fungi; Ascomycota; Pichiomycetes; Serinales; Debaryomycetaceae
Gene: SYS1
Product: Sys1p
Exons: 1
Coding region: 1-576 (191 amino acids)
Biological process (GO): Golgi to endosome transport; Golgi to plasma membrane protein transport; protein localization to Golgi apparatus
Cellular component (GO): trans-Golgi network; Golgi membrane
Source: RefSeq, a predicted model, not a curated record
AUGAUCUUCUCCAAUGGGUACCAAAGAAUAUUCAACGGUAGCCAUUCUACCGAUAUAAACAGUCCGUCAAAGCUACUCUUCCAAAUUAUCAUUCUUCAGUGCUUUUAUUACCUUUCAGCACUUGUCAUCUUUUACUUAAUAGCAUCAUUGAAUGGGUAUGAUUUCCAAAUAGACUGGAUCUUUCUGUGGGAAUUGGUGAGCCUGGACAAUGCCAUGGGAUUAACCCUUUUCUCAAUGUGGUUAUUUGACUCCUUGUUAUGUGUGUUGUUUGUGACUAUCAUAGUUGGAAGAUCCAAAUUGGCAUGGGAUUUUGCUAUAACAGUUCAUAUAAUAAACUUAUUGGUGGUGUGGCUAUAUACUGGACAUUUUCCUUUGUCUAUACUAUGGUGGUGCUUGCAAAUUUUGAGCGGUGUGUUAUUGGUGACUUUAUCAACGUACCUGACUAGAUGGAAGGAAUUGAGAACUACGUUCUUUGAAAACAUGUUAGAUCAACAAGAGUUGGGGCAAGUCAACCAUGGAGGAAGUAACUCCAUUGAGAUGGCAGAACUACCAAAGGAGCUGAGUCUGCGCGAGUAA